AUGGCGACGCUUCGUACCAUCUACGACCAAGAGCAAUUCACACCUAUAGACAAGGCCAUCACCGUUUAUUUCCCUGGGCCAAACUCUUAUACAGGCGAGGACGUCGUCGAAAUCCACACUCAUGGGAGCAGGGCCAUAGUGUCGCAACUCUUUGCAGCCUUGAGGCACAUUCCUCGCGCCCAUGGCAUAGGACUUCGACAAGCCGAAAGAGGGGAGUUUACAAGAAGAGCGUUCUACAAUGGAAAGAUGGAUCUUACACAGGCCGAAGCAAUCCGGGACAUCAUAGCAUCCGAAACAGCGCUAGAGAUGCAAAAUGCAGCACUAAAACUACACGGAGGACUAACACAGCUGUACGGCAUGUGGGCCGACAGACUAAGGCAUUUGCUUGCCACCGUAGAAGCCAGAAUAGAGUUCGACGAACAGGCGUUGGCAGACUUACAAACGACGCAGCCAGAACAAACAAUACUGCUGCAAGGCCUCGCUCAGGUAGAGGAAGAAAUCAGGAGGCAACUUGAAGACACCAAAGGGGAAAUCCUGACAAAUGGCGCUAAUGUUAGCAUAUUGGGGCCUCCAAAUGCGGGCAAGAGCUCCCUGAUGAAUGCCAUUUGCGAUAGACAUGUGGCAAUUGUCUCGGACUUGCCGGGUACCACACGAGAUCUCAUACAAGUCAAAUAUGACCUGAAUGGCAUGAAAGUGACCUUCGUAGAUACUGCCGGAAUAAGGGAAAUGGGUCCAAACGUAGAGGCAAAAUCGCAUAAUGAAGUUGAAAUGCAGGGAAUUGAAAAGGCUCUACAAUACCUGAACGACACGAGAUUGGCAAUAUUCCUAUUUGACCACACCAACGUGGAACUAUCGAAGCACGCUCUCGAUGUUACUUUGCAAAAUCUAUCGCACGACACUCACCUUAUCAUCUGCUUAUCGAAGAGUGACCUCAUUGACACGGCGCAAAGCACGCAAUUCAUGAGGACAAUAGAAAGUAAAUAUGGCUACAGAGCGCAAAUCACCUCUAUCUCCAACAAGGAACCGCACACUGUAGAGGCUCUGCUGCAACUCGUGCAUCAGCAAUUGGCGACGGAACUUUCGCAUGUACAGAAGCAACCAUUCAUAACCGAGGCACGGCACAGGUCACACCUAAGGAACGUACUGAAACAAAUCAAAAUCGCGCUGGAAAGCCUGGCUAACGCGCGGCCAGACCUCGAAAUUGUGGCAGAGAAUAUAAGAGAGGCCACCUCCCAAAUCUCAUACAUCAUAGGAGAACAGACGAACGAGCAGGUAUUGGACGCCAUAUUUAGAACCUUCUGUAUAGGAAAGUGA
This is a messenger RNA of Babesia ovata, 1314 nucleotides long. Its product is annotated as tRNA modification GTPase. Gene Ontology annotation, molecular function: GTP binding; GTPase activity; protein binding. Gene Ontology annotation, cellular component: cytoplasm. The coding region runs from base 1 to 1314 and encodes 437 amino acids. The transcript has 6 exons. Gene Ontology annotation, biological process: tRNA methylation; tRNA wobble uridine modification. NCBI's taxonomy places the organism in Eukaryota, Apicomplexa, Aconoidasida, Piroplasmida, Babesiidae. The record is from RefSeq and is a predicted model, not a curated record.